UGAUGAGAUUGCACCCUACCAAUUUUCUCAAGUAAUCGGUUUGACCGAUUACUGAGUAAUAUAGUCAGUGACAUCGGCAUAUUGGUGGGAAUCGUUGAUCAUGGCAACGUACACUUUCGUAUCUUGACCGAACGCAACAACGUAAUUUAUUCAAGGCCUUCUUCAGUCUAGCUGUCUUUAGCGUAGAUAAGUUGUCUUGUGAGCAAUAAAUUGUGAAGCUUUAAGCUCAUCGGAGGUUUCGAUCUGUUCGAGAGAUCAUCAUGGGUUGCGUGAGUGCAGUACGAGACAUAAAACAGCUGGUAGAGAGCGAAAAACACAGACAAACUGUGCUGAAAGACAAGGCCACAAUUGACAGUCUAGUGUUGUUUUUGGAGCACAAUGACAGCAUGGUUGUCCAAGAAACGCUCCUAACUUUACUCCAACUCAGCGACACUCUUCCAGACAGACAGGCCUUGCGGACCAUCUCUCUGCCACCGUGUGGACUUCUUCCGGCGCUCCAGUCUCUGGCUAGUAGUAGUUCCAAAGGCAGACAUGAUCCGGAGAUCAGAAGAUUGGCCGCUGAGUUGCACACGCGGCUAGAUAUGGGAGGGUGCCUUCCAACGCACAAUCGUAAUAUGCAGCCAGGAAUCAUACACAAGGGAAUGAGUAGAGCGGCAAUGGCAUCCAAAAUGCAGUCUUCCCCCUCGCCAAAUUCCCUCUCAGUCGGAGCAGGUGGGGUCGAUCUAUCCUCCGCCUCUUCCUCCCCCUUUGUGAAGAAGGCUAAACGAGCUCGCAACAUGGUCUUCUACGUGGAAGGUCUAGAUAAAGAGAGCAAGCAGCAAGCCCACGAGGCCCUUUGUUCUCUACACGGAGUCGUCAGUUUCACAUUUGACCUUGGAAAACAGAGGACGGUGAUGCGGGCGAGGCCGGAGUUGGGAGCUGCGGAAGUGGCACAUUGUCUGGCCCAGGCGGGCUUCCCCUCCCCACAGCAGAUUGUGAAGGGACCGAAGGGCGAAGAGGAGUACAUCACAUUCGCUCUUUCAAGGCCUGCAAGUCCGAUGCCAGACUAUCUACCAGAAGACGACCCCGAAGUGGAAGAUCCAACGACCGCUGUGCGAGUCCAAGGGGACGGGCCAGGACAACAGACCACGUGGCUAACAGCAACCGUCAACUACCUCGCCAGGUCCAUGUAUUGGUGACCCUCCCCCUCCACUGUAACCAUGGAGAUGCCUGGACCCCCCUUCGCCUAUUUUUUCAUUGAUACUUGAAGUUUCGCCCUUGCAUAUGUAUGGGCCCAAUUCCUCAGCUUGAUGUCGACACCGCUUUUGUCGCAUCGUAAGCACAAAAAGAAACACAAUAUCUGCAAUAUAUUUAGUCAUCUCGGCUGCUUUUUGUUGCCGCAAUUGUCUUAUAAUAAUGGCCUGUUUCGACUAAACGACCCUGGAUUUGAUGCCAAUUUUGCUGCCACCAAUCAUCAUUCAUCGCCGCUUGGCAGAGCAACACUAUCUGAAUGCAACAUACAAAUUUCAACAAAACUUACAAAAUCGAUCUCCAGUUUGAUUUGAUCCGCAUAUAGACUGACCUCGUCAUUUACUUUACAUAGACUUUUUAGUACUUAGUCAGUCAUUAAUGUAAUGCGAUUGGUAAAUUAUACUUUUCUACUAUUA
This is a messenger RNA of Symsagittifera roscoffensis, 1646 nucleotides long. Its product is annotated as armadillo repeat-containing protein 1-like. The coding region runs from base 261 to 1178 and encodes 305 amino acids. The record is from RefSeq and is a predicted model, not a curated record. Lineage: Eukaryota; Metazoa; Xenacoelomorpha; Acoela; Convolutidae. The transcript is spliced from 4 exons.